Molecule: messenger RNA, 1027 nt
Organism: Catharus ustulatus (Swainson's thrush)
Lineage: Eukaryota; Metazoa; Chordata; Aves; Passeriformes; Turdidae
Gene: METTL26
Product: methyltransferase like 26
Exons: 6
Coding region: 43-651 (202 amino acids)
Source: RefSeq, a predicted model, not a curated record
CCGGCGGUGCCGCGAGAAGCAGUUCCCCGGCCCCGCCCGGCCAUGCAGGUCCCGGUGGCCGCGGAGCGCAACAAGGGCCCGAUCUUGGCGGUGCUGCGGGAGUGCGCGGGGCCGGGCGCGCUGCGGGUGCUGGAGGUGGGCGCGGGCUCGGGGCUCCACGCCGCGCAUUUCGCCAGGGCGCUGCCCCGGACGCGCUGGCAGCCCUCGGACAUCGACCCCUGGGCGCUGCGCAGCAUUGCUGCCUACGUGGAGGCCACGGGAGUGCCCAACCUGCUGCCCCCCAUCCUGCUGGACGUGUCACAGGGCUGGGAGACCUGGGGUGGCACCCAGCCCGGCACCCUUGACCUCCUGGUCAGCAUCAACAUGAUGCACAUCACAGAGCUGCGGUGCACCGAGGGCCUGUUCAAGGGUGCUGGGGUGCUGCUGAAGCCCGGAGGUGUGCUCUUCACCUAUGGGCCCUAUGCCGUGGAUGGCCAGAUCAGCCCCCAGAGCAAUGUGGACUUUGACCGCAGCCUGAGGCAGAGCAAUCCCGCCUGGGGGCUGCGGGACACGGCGCUGCUGCGGGAGCUGGCCCAGGCCAACGGGCUGUGCCUGGAGAGGAUGGUGGACAUGCCGGCCAACAACAAGAGCCUGAUCUUCCGCAAGCUGUAACCUGACAGCACUGCCAGCGCCUCCCGGCACUGCUGUCCCCACCGAUGCCUCCUGCAGGGGUGUCACUGUCCCACCAUGGCUGCCACUGGGGCUGGGGACAGCAGUGGUGGGACAGACUCACCCCAGGUGGAGCUGACUUGGCUGUGGGGGGUCCAUCUGCCCUGCUGUCUUUGGGGUCCCCUUUGCAGUGGGGCUGAACCAGCCUGGACCGCAAGAGCCAGCACAGCUGCCAUGGGGGGACACAACAUUCCUGGCAUCAGGGAGACUCCUUACUCCAUUUCCUCAGAGGAUGCUGUGCUGAUAAUGCCCCCCUUCCCCCCCUCCCCAGGACUGUGCUGCUGCCCCCUCAAUAAACUCUGUGGCUUUGCCCUCCAUA